AUGAACAGAAUGCUUCCUGUGACUCUCCAGCCACACACUUUAAUCAGCCCAGAUUAUUCCAGGACGUAUUUGACACCACAGGUCCAACCCAAUCCCACCAUUUGGAAGAAACAUCAAGGAUGCACCUCAUUCACUAACAAGCAGCACAAAGAACUGGAGGCUCUGUUUAGCCAGAGAAAAGAGCUGGCUGCAAGACUCAACCUACAGGAGAAAACAACAAAGGUCUGGUUCAGGAAGAGGUGGUUCAAACUGAGGAAGCAACAGAAGCAUCAAGAGCAGUCACUACAGCAGUCCAGCCAGAUCCUUCCAGCUGGGAAGAAUGUGCCCUCCUCACUCAGAACGUCCACCAACACUGACUCUUUUCUUCCUGUGGUCUUAAAUCUCAAUAGCUCCCUUCCAUGGCAGCCCACAAGCCCUUCUGGCUAUUGAUUUCCAAGUACAAGAUCCUCCACUGAAGACUCUGUCCCUGCUCUAUUGCCAGACACCUACAACAUAACCCAAAUUAUAGGACUAUACAGUUUUCCUGAUGAGUGGGAGGUCUCUAGCUGCUCCUUCAGCUGUCUGUGUCAGUAUCUUUCACCUGCAAGGUCCCAGCUUGAAGCAGGUAUCUCUCUCAGCAUCUUUGAUGUUCCAGCUGUUGGUCCAGCUCCUGGGCAAAUCUGCAUGCCCAGUAUGAUGAGUCAAGGCUCUGCUGCCUGCAGUCUCAGAAACAGCCUGGCAUUCCAGAGCCUCCUCACUAGGUAG
Fukomys damarensis (Damara mole-rat) is the source of this 744-nucleotide messenger RNA. Its product is annotated as arginine-fifty homeobox. Gene Ontology annotation, molecular function: RNA polymerase II cis-regulatory region sequence-specific DNA binding; DNA-binding transcription factor activity, RNA polymerase II-specific. Gene Ontology annotation, cellular component: nucleus. Gene Ontology annotation, biological process: regulation of transcription by RNA polymerase II. The record is from RefSeq and is a predicted model, not a curated record. Lineage: Eukaryota; Metazoa; Chordata; Mammalia; Rodentia; Bathyergidae.